AUGGAAAUCACAUUAAGACCAUACCAAAUAUCCGAUAUAGAUGAGUUUAUGCAAUGGGCAUGUAACUCAGAAGUACUACAAUACAUUUACAUGCAAUUUUGGAUAAAUCCCAACUCAUCAAGAGAAGAUGUUUUGAGUUAUUUUGAAAAAAGGGUGAUUGCCCAUCCAUGGUACAAAGCCAUAUGUUUGCAAGGCCGUGCCAUCGGCUUUGUCGCAAUUGAGCGACAACCUGGUAUACACGGCCUUGACAGGGGUAGGGGACAACUGUCGUAUGCCUUAGGCCGCGAGUAUUGGGGCCGAGGCAUCGCCACUAUUGCGGUUAAAAUGGCUGUUUCUUCUGCUUUUCAAGAGGUACAAGAUCUUGUUAGGAUUCAAGCACUUGUUGAUGUUUCAAACAAGGCCUCUGAGAGGGUGUUACAAAAGGUAGGGUUUGUUAAAGAAGGUGUACUUAGAAAUUAUAUAAUGGUAGAUGAUGGGGUGGGUCUAGAUGUUUGUAUUUAUAGCCUUUUACCCACUGAUCUUAUACUUAAAUGA
Amaranthus tricolor (Joseph's coat) is the source of this 534-nucleotide messenger RNA. RefSeq lists its product as uncharacterized. Bases 1 to 534 code for a protein of 177 amino acids. The transcript has a single exon. The record is from RefSeq and is a predicted model, not a curated record. Gene Ontology annotation, molecular function: acyltransferase activity, transferring groups other than amino-acyl groups. NCBI's taxonomy places the organism in Eukaryota, Viridiplantae, Streptophyta, Magnoliopsida, Caryophyllales, Amaranthaceae.